Messenger RNA from Lindgomyces ingoldianus, 1089 nucleotides. RefSeq lists its product as uncharacterized. NCBI's taxonomy places the organism in Eukaryota, Fungi, Ascomycota, Dothideomycetes, Pleosporales, Lindgomycetaceae. The record is from RefSeq and is a predicted model, not a curated record. The coding region runs from base 1 to 1089 and encodes 362 amino acids. The transcript has 5 exons.
AUGCCUCCCGACCAGGUGAUCGUCAGUGACACGAAUCGGACGCCCAUAGUUCAUAUCAUCACGUGGAUCGCUUUGGCCACUAGUGUGCUUGCGUUCUUUGCGCACGCAGGCCUGAAGUUGUACAUUUCAAGAUCACUGAGCUUGGAGAUUGCAGCAGGAUUUUUCGCAUUAAUUUUCUCUGCUGCGCAAUCACUAGCAGUAUAUUUUCAAGCUGCAAAUGGGUUUGGAAAGCCACUAGAUUCACUAAGUCCAGGGACGGUUCAGUCGCAGUUCAAGGCCGAAUAUGCAGCCACCAUCCUUUUCAUCCUGGCGAUGUGUCUGUCGAAACUGGUCAUUGUUGCAUUCAUCAGGAGCUUAUCGCCAAAAGCUAUCCAUCAUCGCAUUGACAAGGUGUUGGCAGGAAUGUCUGUUCUAUGGACAAUCGGAUCAGUUUUCUCCAUCGCGUUCGCAUGCGGGAUGCCUCAGCCAUGGGAUAAACUAUCUGGAAAGUGCUUCAGUCGACUCAAUUGGUGGUAUGCGGUCUCUGCGUUUAACAUCGUUACUGAAGUAGGCCUGAUUGGACUCCAAUCUGCGAUAGCAUUUGAACUGCAAUUGAAGCGGGCGCGAAAGAUCACAAUCAUUAGCAUCUUCUUAUGUCGAGCAUGCGUUCCGAUUGCCAUUAUUCUCCAUCUCAUCUACCUUCACCGUGACAGCACCGGACCGGUUCGAGGCGAUCUCUCUCUCGGCUACUGGCGUUCUGCUGUGUGUCAACAGUCCGUCCAAAGUCUCGCUAUCGUCACGACUUCUCUCCCCUAUGCGAAGAUGUUCCUGCAAGGCCUGGACAGUGGUAUGAUCCGCAUAGACGAUACACGGCGGCGCGGGGAGAACUAUUCCAAAGGCAGCAGCGGCAGAGCCUACGCACUGCUCGACAUAUCGAGUGACGGUACCAAACAAAGACAGGCUAUAGAGGAACACAAGACUGAAUCUGAACAUACUCCAAACACCGGUAUCAGCCAGACCAAGACCUGGAAAGUCGAGAGGGAACUUGCAGUUGAAGGUGAGCUAUCUCAUAAGGAUAACUUGGGGUUGGCCGUCUCAGAGUUGGAGUAA